Molecule: messenger RNA, 854 nt
Organism: Prorocentrum cordatum
Lineage: Eukaryota; Dinophyceae; Prorocentrales; Prorocentraceae
Source: the annotation of a GenBank genome assembly
GUGCACCACUGGCUCCUCGUCAGCUACGCCUGCGUGCUGGGCUUCCGGGCGACCCACAUACUCGGCACCUGGAGCCAGGAGGCGAAGCGCUGCUCCCUGGCUCACGCCGCCAUGACUCGCAGACGCCCGGCGGCUUCCGGGGCAGCCGAUUCUGCCGGUGGCGCGGCGGAGGCGGCGGCCGAGCGAGGGCAGGCGGAGGCGAACCCCCUUGACGGUCGCAGCUUCCUCCUGGAGCUCCGCCACAAGGGCGCGGUGGCGCAGGCGCUGUCCCGUUUCGUGUGGCUCCUCGCCGUGCCCUUCUUCUCGGUCUGGACCCUGCUCGGCUCGUCCUGGCUGUGGUCUGUGCGCGCGGAGACGCCGCAGUGCAUGCCGACGGAGACCCACUUCUGGUUCGCGGCCUUCUGGCUCGGACUCAGCUACAUCUGGAUCUCCAUCUACGCGGCCCUCGGCACGGUGGCCGCCACCCUGGAGUGGCGCGUGCGCCGCGCAGAGGGGGACCUGCGCCAGAUCGAGGACGCCGACGUCAUCUCGCGCUGGGGCCAGGUGAGCCGGCUGUCGGGGUAUCAGGAGCUCCCGACCAGUCAGGGACAAGGUCUGACGCCUGCCGACAUCCGCAAGUUGGGCGAGGCCACGCUGCUCCUCGACGAAGAGGCCAAGAUCAGCGGUGAGCUCGAGUGCUCAAUCUGCCUGACGUCCUUCGAGGCGGGUGACAAGGUGCGCCGCCUGCCAAACUGCAGCCACACGUUCCACAAGUCGUGCAUCGAUCUGUGGCUGCUGCGCAGCGCGGACUGCCCCCUGUGCAAGCGCGGCGUCGUGUGCGGGAGCAACGCUGACCGCAGCCGCUAACGAGCAAU